AUGGAUGAACUACUACCAGAUCCAACUGUCUACCAAAGACUAAUGCGCAAGCGGCUAUAUUUGACUAUGACAAGGCCUGACUUGGCAUUCAGUGUGCAGAUGCUAAGUCAGUUUCUCCAGCAACGAAAGAGAUCACACAUGGAGGUAGUAAUGAGAGUUGUUAAAUAUGUCAAGAACCAUCUUGAGCAGGGCAUAUUGAUGUCCAGCAAAGCCAUAGGCACAUUGGAGGCAUUCUGUGAUGCAGAUUGGGAUGCAUGCCAACACUCUAGAAGAUCUGUAACAGGUUUCUUGAUCAAACUAGGUGGCUCGUUGGUGUCUUGGAAGUUUAAGAAGCAGACAACAGUAUCAAGAAGUUUUGGCAGCCACAACUGCUGA
This is a messenger RNA of Nicotiana attenuata, 375 nucleotides long. RefSeq lists its product as uncharacterized. NCBI's taxonomy places the organism in Eukaryota, Viridiplantae, Streptophyta, Magnoliopsida, Solanales, Solanaceae. Bases 1 to 375 code for a protein of 124 amino acids. The record is from RefSeq and is a predicted model, not a curated record. The transcript has a single exon.